Molecule: messenger RNA, 3913 nt
Organism: Urocitellus parryii (Arctic ground squirrel)
Lineage: Eukaryota; Metazoa; Chordata; Mammalia; Rodentia; Sciuridae
Gene: Dvl3
Product: dishevelled segment polarity protein 3
Biological process (GO): canonical Wnt signaling pathway; intracellular signal transduction
Cellular component (GO): cytosol
Molecular function (GO): frizzled binding
Source: RefSeq, a predicted model, not a curated record
CGCCCGAGAGGCCCGGCCCGGCCGCCCUAGCAGGCCGCGCGCGGGCCACCCGGCCCGAGGCCGGAGCCAUGGGCGAAACCAAGAUCAUCUACCACCUGGACGGGCAGGAGACGCCGUACCUGGUGAAGCUGCCCCUGCCCGCCGAGCGCGUCACCUUGGCGGACUUUAAGGGCGUUCUGCAGCGACCCAGCUACAAGUUCUUCUUCAAGUCUAUGGACGAUGAUUUCGGAGUUGUGAAGGAGGAGAUCUCAGAUGACAAUGCUAAGCUACCCUGCUUCAAUGGCCGCGUGGUGUCCUGGCUGGUAUCAGCUGAGGGCUCACACCCAGAGCCAGCCCCCUUCUGUGCUGAUAACCCAUCAGAGCUGCCACCACCUAUGGAGCGCACAGGAGGAAUCGGGGACUCCCGACCCCCAUCCUUCCACCCUCAUGCUGGUGGGGGCAGCCAGGAGAACCUGGACAAUGACACAGAGACAGAUUCCUUGGUAUCUGCCCAGCGGGAGCGGCCACGUCGGAGGGAUGGCCCAGAGCAUGCAACCCGGCUAAAUGGAACUGCAAAGGGGGAGCGGCGGCGAGAGCCUGGUGGUUAUGAUAGCUCGUCCACCCUUAUGAGCAGUGAGCUGGAGACCACCAGCUUCUUUGAUUCAGAUGAGGAGGAUUCUACCAGCAGGUUCAGCAGCUCCACAGAACAGAGCAGUGCCUCACGCCUGAUGAGAAGACACAAGCGGCGGCGGCGGAAGCAGAAGGUCUCACGGAUUGAGCGGUCCUCAUCCUUCAGCAGCAUCACAGACUCUACCAUGUCUCUCAACAUCAUCACAGUUACUCUCAACAUGGAGAAGUAUAACUUCUUGGGCAUCUCCAUUGUGGGCCAAAGCAAUGAGCGUGGUGACGGAGGCAUCUACAUUGGCUCUAUCAUGAAAGGUGGGGCUGUGGCUGCUGAUGGACGCAUCGAACCAGGAGAUAUGCUGUUACAGGUAAAUGAGAUCAACUUUGAGAACAUGAGUAAUGAUGAUGCAGUUCGGGUACUACGGGAGAUUGUGCACAAACCAGGGCCCAUUACCCUGACUGUAGCCAAGUGCUGGGACCCAAGUCCACGUGGUUGCUUCACAUUACCCAGGAGUGAGCCCAUCCGGCCCAUUGACCCUGCGGCCUGGGUCUCUCACACUGCAGCCAUGACGGGCACCUUCCCUGCCUAUGGCAUGAGCCCCUCCCUGAGCACAAUCACCUCCACCAGCUCCUCCAUCACCAGCUCCAUCCCUGACACAGAGCGCCUGGACGACUUCCAUCUGUCCAUCCACAGUGACAUGGCCGCCAUCGUAAAAGCCAUGGCCUCCCCUGAAUCAGGGUUGGAGGUCCGAGAUCGCAUGUGGCUCAAGAUUACCAUUCCUAACGCUUUUAUCGGCUCAGAUGUGGUAGACUGGCUGUACCACAAUGUCGAAGGCUUCACUGACCGGCGGGAGGCCCGCAAGUAUGCCAGCAACCUGCUGAAAGCUGGCUUCAUCCGCCACACUGUCAACAAGAUCACCUUCUCUGAACAGUGCUACUACAUCUUCGGAGACCUCUGCGGCAACAUGGCCAACCUGUCCCUCCACGACCACGACGGUUCCAGCGGUGCCUCUGACCAAGAUACGCUGGCCCCUUUGCCACACCCGGGGGCUGCCCCUUGGCCUAUGGCUUUCCCUUACCAGUACCCACCACCCCCACACCCCUACAACCCCCACCCAGGCUUCCCGGAGCUAGGCUACAGCUAUGGUGGGGGCAGCGCCAGCAGUCAACACAGUGAAGGCAGUCGGAGCAGUGGCUCAAACCGUAGUGGCAGCGAUCGUCGGAAGGAGAAGGACCCAAAGGCUGGAGACUCCAAGUCCGGCGGCAGCGGCAGUGAGUCGGACCACACGACACGCAGCAGCCUGCGGGGGCCACGAGAGCGGGCACCCAGUGAGCGCUCAGGGCCCGCGGCCAGCGAGCAUAGCCACCGCAGCCACCAUUCACUGGCCAGCAGCCUGCGCAGCCACCACACGCACCCAAGCUAUGGCCCUCCAGGAGUGCCCCCUCUCUACGGCCCCCCAAUGCUGAUGAUGCCCCCGCCGCCUGCAGCCAUGGGGCCCCCAGGAGCCCCUCCCGGCCGCGACCUGGCCUCGGUGCCCCCAGAACUGACCGCCAGCAGACAGUCCUUCCGCAUGGCCAUGGGAAACCCCACCAAGAAUUUCGGGCUGUUUGACUUUCUGUGAACCCCCCAGCAAGGGGAGGCCCAGCCUCCGAGGAGACCAGGAACCCUGCUUCAGGAGCCCCUCGGGGCUUCCCAAGGAUGUCCAGCCCCUACACCCACACUUCAGUAUUUCUAGGCUUCUGGGAAGGGCCUCAGCCUUACCCAUGCACAAGGAYCCUGUUCUCUUUUCCAUAGAAUAUUCUUCCCCUCUAUAUCUCUCCCCUACCCACCCUCUCUCUCUCACUCACACACACACAAACACACACACAUAUACAAAUACACACAGGUGCCUAUGCAAGUUCACUUAAGCCUCAGGGCUGGACCCUGCCCAGAGGGCUGGACCCUCUCUCCAAGUCCUUUCCUAGAUAGUGGGGCUGGUCCCCUGACUUUCCUCUCCCCUUACUCAUAGCCCUCAAGCCACAUAUCCCCAACAUUUUCCUACCUGGAUAAGCCUAUAAGCUGAGUCUCAGGCUGGGCUCAACAGAGAACUCUCCAGGUAACUGACAGGCCAUCUCACACAUACCCCAACACACACACACACACACACACACACACACACACUUCCCAGUUUGCAUACACCGUGACACUCCAGAACAAGGACAGGAACCCAUAGGCCAGUUGGGAGUUGGGCAAGAGGGCUUCCAGGACUUUCAAACAGAGUUCCAGUUUUUGUUUUUUUUUUUUUUAACCUUAUUCUCCACUUUAAACAAAUCACAACUUUCACUUCUAGCCUGUGCUUUAAAUUCUCCUGACUUGCCCAGGCUCCCAUAUUUUUAGGGACAGGGUGUCAAGAGUAAUAUGAAAUCCUUAGCCCAGGUUUUAGGGCAAACCAAAGUAGGGGCAUUUUGACAUUCUUUCAUACAACAAAUACUUCUGGGGUUUUAGUGAACAAAGUGCUGUGUUGGACACGUGACUCAAUCUUGCUUGCCUUCUGGAAGCUUCGAGUUUACUCCCAACCAGGCUGUGGCUUCUUCUAGCCACCACUACAGGGCCAUCUCCUGUACUCCUCUAACUCUGCCUCGUCUUGCUUUGUUGAGAACACCUCUACUAUACUAUACCUUCAGUGUCAAUUCUUACAUUGUUCCUUCUUUGGUCCACUUCUCUUUCUUCUGUAUUUUUUCCCAAAAUGGUCUCAUCAAUCCUGAUGUCCUCAAUUGCUGCUGAUAUGCUGGUGAUUCCCAAAAAUAUAACCCCAAAUUCCCUCAAUCUUCAGAUCUGUAUUUUUAUUAACCACUGAACAUCACCACGGACAUGUCUAUAUGGACUCAAGUCAUGUCCCCAACCAAGUGUGUUCCUUUUGAAUUCCAGUCCUAGUGACUAUCACAAUCUACACAGGCACACCAGUCAGAAACAUUUACAGGCUUAAAUUCUUUCUUGUAUCUUACCAGUCAGCAUAUCACAUCUUUUCCACUCCAACAAUCUUUCUUGAAUUUGGCCCUUUCUUUCCCCUUUACCUCUAAUUUACCAGAGCCUGGGAUUUGGAGUGUUCUGGGUUUGAAUUCCAGCUCUAUUUCCUUUUGGUUGCGUGAUAGGAGAGUUAUUUAACCUCUCUGAGCCUCAGUUCUCUCGUAUGUAAAAUGAUGAUAAUAAUACCUACCUCACAGGGUUGUUGUGAGGAUUUAAAUUAGAUAUUGUACGAAAAGUGCCUAGCACAGUGCCUGGCACAUGAUAGAGUAGGUGCUCAAUAAAUGGUAACCAUUAUUAUUAUUA